GAAAACGUCAAGAAACUACAUCGCAUAUCGACGAGAGAUAAAUGUGAUAGCAAAUGUUUUCUGUCAAAGUGUGAUGAAACGUAUGCGAGAAUUUUCUGAUAAAACGACCAUCCAGACAAUACGUGUAAUCUUAAAUGUACCAAUAAAUGUAUAAUAAGGGAAUAUAUAACCUCGUGCAUUGAACAGAUUGAUGUACACGUUAUUUUGAUUUAGCGCAACAUUUUUCUUUGCAUUUGGACAAAACAUGGAUAAAUUAAGAAGAGCCCUGAGUGGCAAUGAACAAUGCGACGAAGAAAGUGGCAUUAUUACGCAGGUCAUGGACCAAUCGACACUGAGUUGGUCUACCAGGAUAAAAGGUUUCGCAAUAUGUUUCAUUGUUGGUAUACUAUGUUCUUUUCUCGGAUCAUUUGCCUUAUUCUUAAAUAAAGGCCUUGCAGUAUUUGCUGUGUUCUACACUCUAGGAAAUAUUAUUUCUUUGGCUAGUACCUGUUUUUUAAUGGGUCCAUUUAAUCAGUUUAAGAAGAUGUUUGCACCAACAAGAUUAAUUGCAACUAUAUUAGUAUUUGUUACUAUUGCUUUAACGUUAUUUGCUGCUCUACAUUUGCACAAUCCUGGCUUAGCCCUCCUAUUUAUAAUUAUUCAAUCCUUAGCAAUGACAUGGUAUUCUUUAUCAUACAUACCAUAUGCUCGUGAUGCUGUUAAAAAGACUGUGGAAUCUUGCAUCACAUGAAAGAAGAUAUUAUCGCAUCAGUUUGUUAUACAAAUGCACUAUGUACUGUUUGCAGAAUCUUUUUACAUUCAAACCAUUUUGUGGUGUUGAACAUGGAUUAUAUACUCCACUCAUAUUGGCAGGAAUUACGUGGUAAGACAAUUGAAAGAUAUAUUUUGUAAGUUAAUCAUACUAUACGAGUAAUAUGAUUAUAAAACUCCUGUUGUACACACUGUAAUAAAUAUACUGGAUUUUAUAUAAUGCAGGAUACAAUAAGUUGCUUGGUUUUUUAAUAAGCAAACUUUUAAUAAUUAUGCAAUCAGUACAAUAUUUAAUUUUGUUUAGGCAGUUGAGUUCUUUCUUUUAAUAAACUCUAAGUCAGGGUAGUAUACACAAAUAACAUAUAUUUAAAGUAAUAAAAGUCAACCACGAAUUAUAUAUAUGUUUAUAUUAAUAUUAUACUAAACUAAUAGUUAUAUUAAUAGUUACUGUUAUAUUUCUCACUCAUGUUUGACUCGAUAAUAGUAUUUUUAUAUGUCUCAUCACUCUGGCAAAGCGUUAAUAACAUUCAAUCAAUCCAUGUAUGAAUUAAUGUAAUGAUAAAUGAUACAGUGUUAUUUACCAACAUUUAUUAUUUGGCAUUUAACAUGACCAGAUUGUAUCUAUGCUGUUA
Molecule: messenger RNA, 1382 nt
Organism: Harpegnathos saltator (Jerdon's jumping ant)
Lineage: Eukaryota; Metazoa; Arthropoda; Insecta; Hymenoptera; Formicidae
Product: vesicle transport protein SFT2B
Exons: 4
Coding region: 245-730 (161 amino acids)
Biological process (GO): vesicle-mediated transport
Cellular component (GO): membrane
Source: RefSeq, a predicted model, not a curated record